GAAAUGACCGCGGGAAAACAAAUUUUUGCACUGUCUGAAUUUUUAAUCGUGCCAGUUGGACGAAAUGGCAGACCAGGAAGUGAACAGCACGUACUCGUUUGAGGUCCAGGGUUACGUGCAUGUAGUGGAGUUCUGUCCGUUCGAACAGUCGUCACAACUCGUGGCUUACGGAGGAAACAACCGCGUUUCUGUGGCGAAGUGUGUGUUUCCGGAAGAAGACAAGGAGUUGGGGGAUCUUGAGUACGAACACCUGCGUGACUUCCACCACGGUACGAGAGUCGACGCCAUCGCUUGGAGUCCGCAAACCAACGUCAACACUCUUCCAAGAGUUGUCAGAUUCUGCACGGCUGGUUCAGACAGAAAGAUUCGGAUCUUCUCGUCAGAUUUGAAGGAAAAAGACUCUGUACAGGUUUUGGAGGGUCACACAGAUUACGUUAAUGAUGUCGUGUUUGAGCCAACCAAUGGGGAUCAGGUGGCAAGCGUGAGCGACGACCACACCUGUCGUGUCUGGGACCUGGACGGGACACAGAAGGCUGUCAUGCCGCUAAAGGGCCCGGGGGUGUCCGUACGCUGGCACCCAGAUGAUCCCGCGAAGUUGAUGGUAGCUGAAAAAACAGGCAUCAUCCGGUUCUAUGAUAUCAUCACCUGCCAGCCAAUCAUGUCGCUGGAUUGUGGCCACGCCCCUCUGACCUCAGCUGAUUGGUGCAGGACGGACCCGCUGACAGUCGGGGCUGUAGCAGGCUCUGAUUGGUUCAUGUGGGACGUGACGCGCUCCAGUCGUCCAGAGGACAGGCGACAGGUCCAUCCAGAGGGCGCCAAGAACUUCAGAUGGUGUCGGGUGAGUGAAAAGCUGUUUGCCACCUGUGGUCGUCCCGGCAACCAAGUAAAGGUGUUCCACAAGGGGCAUCAUCAGACACCAGUUUCCAGUAGUAUGAUGGUCCAGGGCGGUCUAUCGUGGCACGCGAGGCUGCCUGUCUGUGCUGUCGGUGGGGACAGAGUCAUACACAUGUGGCUAGCCGAGUUGUAACAAUUUAGUGCCUGUAGAAAUUGGACUACCAGGAUGUUAAUGUGAUAUACUGAACAUAGCCUCAAAUUCUGCAGGAGGACUACAAAAGUAAACUGAACAUGGUCCAAUAUUGUGUCAAGGGGCCAUUACUGGGGAUGAAUGAGAGUCUCUUAUGACAAGAAAAACAUUUAGUUCUUCAAAUCAGUGAUAUCAAUGGUAUUCUCAAGUGCAUUCCAUGUUUUCUUUUGAAAAUAAAGGUAAUAA
Messenger RNA from Branchiostoma floridae (Florida lancelet), 1270 nucleotides. Its product is annotated as nucleoporin Nup37-like. Gene Ontology annotation, molecular function: protein binding. The record is from RefSeq and is a predicted model, not a curated record. Gene Ontology annotation, cellular component: nuclear pore outer ring. Bases 65 to 1027 code for a protein of 320 amino acids. Lineage: Eukaryota; Metazoa; Chordata; Leptocardii; Amphioxiformes; Branchiostomatidae. The transcript has 7 exons.